Trichomonas vaginalis G3 is the source of this 1146-nucleotide messenger RNA. Its product is annotated as protein ubiquitination. Gene Ontology annotation, molecular function: protein binding. The record is from RefSeq and is a predicted model, not a curated record. The coding region runs from base 1 to 1146 and encodes 381 amino acids. NCBI's taxonomy places the organism in Eukaryota, Parabasalia, Trichomonadida, Trichomonadidae. The transcript has a single exon.
AUGGAUAUGAACCAAAAUAAGGGUCUUCAUAUAAAUUUCGAUUAUAUUGCGGAUCACUUUAAUGAAUACAUUUCUGAAGGUAAUGUAUUUGACGUUUUUGAACAGGAUGAUAUCAAAAAAAUCUUAAAAAGAACAAAUUUAAGUUCAGAAAACUUCAUUAAUCUUAUCAGCCAAUCGAAUAAUCCAUCAAAAUUGUUUGUAGUUGCUCAAAAUGCAAAAGUUUCAAUCAACAAUUUACAAGAUUCUAUUUCAGUUCUUGAAUCAGCCAAACAAUUUAUGAAAUUAGAAUUCUUAGAAGGUAUAAUUGAUAUUUUACAUCAAACAAGUCAAGAAAUUAACAAACUCACUGAAGGAUCAGAGUUAAAAGAAAUUCAAUCAAAAAUAGCUGAAUUCAAAGAAUCUGAUGAUUUCGAUUCAAUCUACAAAUUCUUUGAAGAGCUAUCAGAGAAAACCUACCUAAGUACGAUAUCGAAAGCAUGUGAAGCUGGACUUGGUGAAAAGAAAGAGAAAGAAUAUGGAAAAAAUAUUCUUAUUGAAGCAUCACAUAAAGGAAAUCUUAAACUCGUUAAAUCUCUCAUUGCAAAUGGCUGCAACAUUGAAUCAAAGAGUAAUAAUGGAUCGACAUCUCUAAGUUGGGCAUCUGAAAGUGGCCAUCUUGACGUUGUUAAAUAUCUUAUUUCAGUUGGAGCUGAUAAAGAAGCAAAGAAUAAAUUUGGAUUUACUCCACUAAAAUUCGCAUCACAAAAAGGUCAUCUUGAAGUUGUUAAAUAUCUUAUCUCAGUUGGAGCUGAUAAAGACGCAAAAGAUAAUGAUGGAUAUACUCCACUCAUUUGUGCAUCAUUAUGGGGCCAUCUUGACGUUGUUAAAUAUCUUAUUUCAGUUGGAGCUGAUAAAGAAGCAAAGUCUAAUGGAGGAUCUACUCCACUAAAAUUUGCAUCACAAGAAGGUAAACUUGAAGUUGUUAAAUAUCUUAUCUCACUUGGUGCUGAUAAAGAAGCAAAGGAUAAUGAUGGAUAUACUCCACUCUUUGCAGCAUCAGCUAAUGGUUAUCUUGAAGUUGUUAAAUAUCUGAUCUCUGCUGACGUUGAUAAAGAAGAAAAGGAUAAUUAUGGACAUACUCCACUCAUUGCAGCAUCAAAAAGGUAG